Molecule: messenger RNA, 594 nt
Organism: Neoarthrinium moseri
Lineage: Eukaryota; Fungi; Ascomycota; Sordariomycetes; Amphisphaeriales; Apiosporaceae
Exons: 3
Coding region: 1-594 (197 amino acids)
Source: RefSeq, a predicted model, not a curated record
AUGGCCUCCAAAGUAGUUGCCAAAGCUGCCGGAGGCGUGAUGGGCGUCAGCCAGAAACAAACCCUCCAGUCCACCGGCAUCUGGGAGCGCGUCCGCCGCGUCUUCGCCGUCGACUCGAACCGCAGCAACGGCGUGCCGCUGAACCCGUACUUCCGCAACCCCACGCCCGGCGGCAACGACCCGCUGGCCUACGACGACCCCGUGACGGUCCCGGCCGGCGACAUCGCCGACAACCCCUACUGGAAGCGCGACUCGCGCCGCAACUACCCCAAGCUGUCCUUCGUCAGCCAGGCCGACGCCGUCGCGCUGCUGGGCGUCGGCAGCGCCGCCGCCCCCAAGGCCGAGCUGGUCGGCGAGGCCGGCGAGAAGGCCCUCGUGGCCGCCAAGGAGGAGGGCGUCGAGGGCGGCCUCGCCCGCUACUUUGAGCAGAAGGGCCCCGCCGCCGCCAAGGACCUGCUGGUCAACGGCCUGCCGCCCCUGCCCAGCGGCCAGGGCCCCAAGAAGGACGGCAGCGGCGCCUGGGAGGCCACGCCGUACGAGUUGACGGAGGAGCAGACGUAUCCCGAGCAGUACCCGUGCCGAGUGUUCAAGUAG